This is a messenger RNA of Komagataella phaffii GS115, 2226 nucleotides long. RefSeq names its product Putative catalytic subunit of a class II histone deacetylase complex. The transcript has a single exon. NCBI's taxonomy places the organism in Eukaryota, Fungi, Ascomycota, Pichiomycetes, Pichiales, Pichiaceae. Gene Ontology annotation, biological process: chromatin organization. Bases 1 to 2226 code for a protein of 741 amino acids. Gene Ontology annotation, cellular component: histone deacetylase complex. Gene Ontology annotation, molecular function: histone deacetylase activity. The record is from RefSeq and is a predicted model, not a curated record.
AUGGAAAUUUUAAAAGAAGAAGCGACGGAAAGCAACGGUAAAAGAAAGCUCGAGGAGGAAAGUGAUGCCUUGCAAUUGUCCAAACAAGAAGGUGAGGGCCAUCUUUCCGGAUUACCUCCCUCAGGUAAAUGGGACGAUAACCAAAUCGUUAACGGGUCGGUAAUUGUCCCCGUGGUAGAACCUAAACUUAGAUAUAUUACGCUCAAGACUGGUUUAUGUUAUGAUGUGCGCAUGAGGUAUCAUGCCAAAAUUUUCACGUCCUACUUUGAGUACAUCGAUCCACACCCUGAAGACCCUAGAAGGAUAUAUCGUAUUUAUAAGAUACUAGCAGAAAAUGGGCUUAUCACAGAUCCAACGCUGUCUGGAAUAGAUCAAAUCGGUGACUAUAUGCUCAAAAUCCCUGUUAGAGAAGCCACGGCGGAGGAAAUUCUAUUGGUACAUUCAGAAGAGCAUUUGAAAUUUAUAGAGAGUACUUCAAGCAUGUCCAGAGAGAGGCUUCUAGAGGAAACGGAAAAAGGGGAUUCGGUGUACUUCAACCAUGAUUCUUUGCUAAGUGCUAAGUUAUCUUGUGGGGGAGCCAUUGAAGCGUGUAAGGCAGUCGUCGAAGGAAGGGUUAAGAAUGCCCUCGCUGUGGUCAGGCCUCCAGGGCAUCAUGCAGAGCCAGACUCCCCAGGAGGAUUCUGCCUUUUUUCCAAUGUCGCCGUAGCUGCCAAAAACAUUCUCAGGAACUACCCUGAAUCGGUCAGAAAAAUAGUAGUUCUCGAUUGGGAUGUUCAUCAUGGAAACGGUACCCAAAAGGCUUUUUGGGAAGACCCCAGAGUUCUAUAUAUCUCUCUGCAUCGUUACGAGCAGGGCAAAUACUACCCUGGGACAAAAGCUGGAGGAGCUGAUCAAUGUGGAGAAAAUGAAGGUUUAGGGAAAAACAUCAACAUCCCUUGGCCUGUUGGAGGUAUGAACGACGCUGAUUACCUCUAUGCCUUUAGAAAAGUUGUCAUGCCUGUUUGCAGGGAAUACGCACCCGACUUGCUAAUCAUUUCCUCUGGGUUUGACGCUGCUGAAGGAGAUAUCAUUGGGGGAUGUCAUAUAUCGCCCGCUGGUUACAGUCAAAUGACCCACAUGCUAAAGUCCCUUGCACGGGGAAACGUGUGUGUUGUUCUAGAAGGUGGAUAUAACCUGGAUUCGAUAGCAAACUCUGCAUUAAGUGUUACCAAAGUGCUCUUGGGUGAAUCACCUGAAGAACCCAAAGUCACAGUACCAAGUGCUCAUGCUAUUGAAGUCAUAGAUGAUGUCAUCAAAAUUCAAUCUCAGUAUUGGAAAACUCUCCAACCCGCAUACACAGGAAUAUGUUUUACAAACCCUUCAAUUAUGGGUAAUUACUCUUUACUAGUAAAUCCAGCCACUGAAAAGAAAGUUCUCAGCGAUCUCGCAGUUAAUCCAAGACUAUGCGAUGCUGUUAGAAAUUCCCAAGCUCAGUAUUUGUCGUCCAAGUUUGGUUUCAUUAAUCUGCCAGUUGUUUCAGGCAAAGGAUUGACUUCUCCAUCUCUGGAUAACCAGGUUCUGUCAACAAAGGACAUCUUCCAAGCCAAUACCAUAAUAAUAGUAAUACACGAUCCAUCCGAUGUAUGGGCCAGACAAGACCCGAGGUCUGGACUGCUGGAUCUCUCCGGGUCUAUGAUAGUCGACACCUCUUCUAAAUUCGUUGAAUGGGCUGUGAACUUGAAAUAUGGAGUUAUAGAUAUAAAUGUUCCAUUGACAUUGACAGGCAAGGAUGAUGAAACAUACAACAACGUUACAGCUUCUCAGGAGCUACUCCUUUAUAUUUGGGACAAUUACAUUCAGUACUUUCCAGUUACAAAAAUUGCACUUGUUGGAUUCGGUGAUGCUUACAAUGGAGUCAUACACCUUUGUGGUCAUCGAGAAGUCCGCAGCAUAGUGAAAGCUUCUAUCAACUUCCUGGAUAGAACUCCGUUACGUGCUAUUGUUUCCAGCAUAGAUGAAUCUGUCACUGACUGGUUUUAUAAAAACUCACUAGUUUUCACUAGUACUAGGCAUCCUUGUUGGGGAGAACAGGGAACCAGUGAAAUGAAGAGACCUCGUAAAAAGUAUGGUAGAGUGCUGAAGGCUGACAUAGAUGGACUGCCAAAUAUUGUUGAUGAAAGAUUUGAGGAAACUACCGACUUUAUUUUAGACUCCAUCGAAGAAUACGAAGAUGAGAGUUCUAACUAA